Molecule: messenger RNA, 735 nt
Organism: Fundulus heteroclitus (mummichog)
Lineage: Eukaryota; Metazoa; Chordata; Actinopteri; Cyprinodontiformes; Fundulidae
Gene: copz2
Product: COPI coat complex subunit zeta 2
Exons: 10
Coding region: 125-694 (189 amino acids)
Biological process (GO): intracellular protein transport; intra-Golgi vesicle-mediated transport; retrograde vesicle-mediated transport, Golgi to endoplasmic reticulum
Cellular component (GO): COPI vesicle coat
Source: RefSeq, a predicted model, not a curated record
GUUCUCUCUCUGUUCCAAAGGUGGUUGGUUGUGUGCUCGUGGCUGAGAAUCGGGAGCGCGCGUUGUGUGACAGCUCAGGGCAGUCCACGUCAACACAGAACGAGCGAGCGCAGCGGCAACAGAGAUGGACUCCACUUGCCUGGAACCGUCCCUCUAUACAGUAAAAGCAGUUUUUAUUCUUGAUAACGAUGGCAACAGACUUCUUUCUAAGUACUAUGACCCUGAGCUUUACCCCACCAUGAAGGACCAGAAGAACUUUGAGAGCAAUGUCUUCAGCAAAACACACAAAGCAGACAAUGAGAUAGCAUUCUUGGAGGGGAUGACCAUCGUGUAUAAGAGCAGUAUAGAUCUUUUUUUCUACGUGGUGGGAAGUGCUCAGGAAAAUGAGCUGAUGCUGAUGUCUGUUCUGAACUGUCUGUUUGACUCCCUCAGUCACAUCCUGAGAAAGAAUGUUGAGAGGAGGUGUUUACUGGACAAUAUGGAAGGAGUUUUCCUUGUAGUAGAUGAAAUCAUUGAUGGGGGAGUGAUUUUGGAGAGUGACCCCCAACAGGUCUUACAGAAGGUCAACUACAGGGCUGAUGACAACCCUUUAACUGAACAAAGUGUGGCCCAGCACCUAACAGAGAAGCUGGCACUGACCACUAAUGUUCUGCAGUCAGCUAAGGAGCAGAUAAAAUGGUCCAUAUUAAAAUGACGUGGAAAGAACAAUAAAACAUGAAUGAUCUGUCAAAAGAA